AUGACUAGAAGCCAAGUUCGGAAGAAGAGCAAGAGACUCCACUUCGAGGAUGAACCCGAAGCCACUGUACAAGAAGAACGACGUAGGCGAAUUUCCAAAGCACAAGAUGAAGAGCAGAGGUGGCCAAUACUUAAGGCCAUCAUCAGCUAUGAAACCGAAACGAUGAGCUACAAGGAUGCUCGAGAUGCGUGGAAAUGGUGUGACAAGUUCAUCUUAUCCAGUAACAACAUACUCUAUUAUGUUGUUGCAACUAGACGGAAGUCGGAAGAUGACCAACCGGAGUUGGUGUUGAGACUUGUGGUACCGACAACUAUGAUUCAAGAAGUGCUGCAGAAUUGUCAUGACUCUAUUGAGGGUUGCCAUCAAGGUGUCAUAGUGAAGCAUGACUACUACUGGAUUGGGCUUUAUGCAGACGUGGGAAAACAUGUGAAGUCGUGCCUUGACAGUAGCUCGAGUAAGAGCGCAUCACAGCUCAAAGGCUACUCACCUGGCAAUAGCGACCAUUCCAAGUGGUGUGACGGAUUUUGUCACCCCGCUACCGAGAUCGCCUCGGGGCAAUACAGCCCUACUACGCAGACAGUGCUCGUCCGCUGGCCAACGUCUUCAAAGAGUGUACCCAAAUUCUUUUCACCUUCGCUGAUACGCCAUGACCGUGACCCUCUCUUCAUGGGCGAAGUGCUUCGAGCAUUUGCUGAGUUGAUACAAGCGAGGACAUGGUCUAAACUGAGUUGUUGUGCGCAGGCAAGUGUCCAGCAGGAACGCUCAAUGAUAAUAGUUACGCAGGCAGUGAAAGUCUAUGUCGAAGACCCAUUGCACCAAGACUGGGAUGAAAUUGCAGAGCGACUUGCAUUUGCUAUUAACAAUUCACAUGACAUGAGGAGAAAAAAGACCCCAUUCUGCCUAGUGCACUGA
This is a messenger RNA of Phytophthora megakarya, 912 nucleotides long. The record is from the annotation of a GenBank genome assembly. Lineage: Eukaryota; Oomycota; Peronosporomycetes; Peronosporales; Peronosporaceae.